Messenger RNA from Cherax quadricarinatus, 2510 nucleotides. The record is from RefSeq and is a predicted model, not a curated record. Lineage: Eukaryota; Metazoa; Arthropoda; Malacostraca; Decapoda; Parastacidae.
CCUACCUUAGCUCAGCAGUGUGGUCAGUAGCUGUUUGUACCUAUGGCUGGUUCCCUCUCUCCCUCUCUCCUUGAUGUCAGGCACAAGCCGGAGGGGCGUGACACUGCGUGUACCGGUACCAUGAUGACUGCUGGUUACCCCGAGCAGGGAGGGGGCGGUGGGGGCCCCCCUUCUGCAGGAGCAGCAGCUGUUGGGGGUGCCACGGCGCCCACACCACAGCCAGUAGUGCCCCCCGCCCACAACCCCGCCGCCCAGACCGCCCACGAUCAGUGCCUGGCUGGACAGCCACUACCACCAGACCACCACAGCUAUCAUGACCAGGCGCAGUUUGAGGCUGACAAGCGCUCUGUUUACAAACACCCGCUGUUCCCGCUACUAGCCUUGCUCUUCGAGAAGUGUGAGUUGGCAACUCAAAGUGCCGACUCUGUGAGCAGUGACUCCUUCAACUUGGACAUCCAAGCCUUCGUCCAACACCAGGAGAGAGACCGCAAACCUUUCCUCAUGAAUGACCCCGAGGUGGACGGCCUGAUGAUUAAGGCGAUCCAGGUAUUGCGCAUCCACCUGCUGGAGUUGGAAAAGGUGCAAGAGCUGUGCAAGGACUUCUGCAACCGCUACAUCACCUGCCUGAAGGGCAAGAUGCAGAGUGAGAACCUGCUACGUACAGAGUAUGGCUACGACUCCCCCGGUUCUCCUGAUGGAGGCAGUCCUUACAACGGUCACCACCAGCUCCACAUGGCACACCCCCAUCCACAGGUAGUUAGCACCUCAGGACAGGUAUUAGCGGGAGAGUAUCUGGACGGGCAGCAGCAGCAGCAGCAAGCCGCUUUGUGUCUCCAGGUGACUCAACACCAUAACCACCACCACCACCAUCACCACCACCACCACCAGCAGCAGCAGGCAGAGUAUCACCAACACCACCAUCAAAUUCAGUCCCAGGAGCUGCAACAUGACCAACUGGCGACCCCAACCCGAAGUCCUCCUGGUAUGGUCGCCACCACAAAGUCCACUGCCCUUCCCGGCCCUCCCGUCGCUACCACAAUGCCCACUACCAUCGUCCAUGUCUCACCCACCACGCCCACGACGUCCCUGUCCACGCCCGCAUCACCAACCCUAAUCCAGGGCAGCACACCACUCUCACAGAUCGGCGCCCACCCCUGCCCUCCACCCCCAGAGACCAGUAUCGUUAACUUGCUGGCUCCCCUGACCCCCCCAUCAUGUGAGGAGGAGGAGGAAGGUGGGAUGCGACGACAGAAGCGAGGGGUCCUUCCCAAGCAUGCGACUGCCAUCAUGAAAGCCUGGCUCUUUCAGCACAUCGUUCACCCUUACCCAAGUGAAGAUGAGAAAAGACACAUCGCAGCACAGACCAACCUGACGCUUCUGCAAGUGAACAACUGGUUCAUCAAUGCCCGACGUCGUAUCCUACAACCCAUGAUCGAUGCCUCCACUCCUCCCGACCAGAAGACCAAGAAGUCGAAGGCCUACAACCCCAAGGCCUCUGCCACAAGGUUCUGGCCUGAUAGUCUCAUAAGUCUGCAUGGUAAACCACAGAACAACAAUAACAACAACAAUACGGCUUCAUCACUCGCUCGCAAGACUAACUUUUCUAACACGGGUACGUUGCAUGGCUUUGGUGACUGGUGCUUCCACAGGCUUUGCUCAUGAAAUUAGACAAAUGCAAUCGGAUACAGGCAUGCACCUGACAGACCAUUUCAGUUUUAAACUUGCACAAGGAUGUAUAAUAGAUGUUUACAAAAGGGCUGCUCGAUUUUUUCUUGCACUACAGCAUAUUUACUACUACAUUGCUUAUGGCUAAAGACUUGAUUGCUCUUGCUUUAAAAAAAAAAAGAGAUUUAUUGUGCUCACCUUAAACUGCUAUGGUAAUUCUGCACUGAAGCUUGGGAAAGAAUCCUGUUGUCCAUGACUGCUUGGUUUUUAUCGUACUAUAAUUUCUUUGAAAUCAUUCUAAUAAAAUUAUUUGUAAUUUACUAAAUUUUAUAUUUCUGUUUGUAAACUUUAAUAAUAUUCGUAAAAUUCACUUUAACAUUUAAACAUAAUUAACAAUAUAAAAAAAUCACUUUCAAAAAUAUUAAAAUGAUAAUCACUAUUCUUAAUUACAGUAAUAUACAAAUAAAUACAGUAUUCACAUAUGGUAUAUUUACUGUAUACAGUAAUUGCUGAAUACAGUAUAUGUAUUUCAACAAACUGAUUAAUAAUUUAAGUCAAUGGGCCACAUUUGCCUUUAGAAACAUGACUGGUAGUGAUCAAAUGAAAUACUGUUUUUUCCCUUGGUCAAGGUAACUCAAGUUAAUAUUUCUUGGUGAUUUACAUUGUUUAAAUACAGUACUGUAAUAGCAUUCCAUCAUAUUUUUUUUUCUUAAUGCAUACAAACAAUUAUCUUGGGAUAUGAUUUUUAAAAUAGCAUUACAGUAUGACAGUUCAAGUACAGUACUAAUGCAAACCCAUACUAUGUACAGCAUUUCUGGCAAUUCUAUAUUUUCAUAGAAAUCUGA